UUUUAAGAAUCAGUUUUGAAAAGAGUUUCAUAAAAGCAACAAAUCAAAAAUGAGCUUUAUUUUUCUUUGUGAAAUAAUUAUGUUUAUAUUUAUUUUUAAAAUAAAUAAAAUCACUUCCAUUGGCCAAAUGUACAACACAGUCGAAAAUAAACAAUAUUAUGUGAACCAAGAUAAAGAGUAUACUUUUGAUAAUAGUAUAAUUGAAUGUUUAAAACUGAACAUGACAUUGGUCACAAUUGAGACAAUAGCGGAGGAGAAGGCGUUAGGUGAAAUGUUAUUAAAUAAAACUAUAUUUCCACAUAUGCCUAGAUUAUGGAUUGGUGGUCUUAGGAUACCAGAAACACGUACCUAUAUAUGGAUUUCUAUAGGUAAACCAUUCGGUAACUGGUAUCGUGGAAUUCCAGAUUAUGACAAAGACUGUGUUUUUAUUGGCUGGAGUGAUCAAUAUCAAUGGACUGAUGGUACUUGUUCGAAUAAACGUGGAUAUAUAUGCGAACAUCAGAGUGAGAGAAAAUUACAAGAAGACCACGAAAAGUUAAAGGAAAACUUAAAAAUGGAAAUUCAAAAACGAGAAAAUUUACAACUGCAAUUAAACAAUGAAAAAGAGUUAUCAACAAACCUCAAGGAACAGUUACAACAAAUCAAGACGAUGGAAGAAAAACGAAAUCAAGCAUUUGAAAUACAAACACAAAACAAACAACUAGAACAACAAUUACAAAAUGGUGAACCGAAAUUAGUGCCAGUGCUAAAGAAUCAACUGCAAGAAUAUCAGCAAUUAAUUGAACAGAACGAAUAUAAAAAGCAUAAAUAUUUUGAUCUUAUGUUUCCAAAUAUACAAAAUGCUUAUUUUCUGAAUAAUAUACAUUAAAUUUGACUGUUUUUAAUAAUAUUGAACGAUUAAUUUAAAUAAAUAUUUGAGCACUCAAGUGAA
Molecule: messenger RNA, 931 nt
Organism: Lucilia sericata (common green bottle fly)
Lineage: Eukaryota; Metazoa; Arthropoda; Insecta; Diptera; Calliphoridae
Product: lectin subunit alpha-like
Exons: 2
Coding region: 50-868 (272 amino acids)
Biological process (GO): biological process involved in interspecies interaction between organisms
Cellular component (GO): external side of plasma membrane
Molecular function (GO): carbohydrate binding
Source: RefSeq, a predicted model, not a curated record